Cornus florida is the source of this 1373-nucleotide messenger RNA. Its product is annotated as E3 ubiquitin-protein ligase SINAT3-like. Gene Ontology annotation, molecular function: protein binding; ubiquitin protein ligase activity; zinc ion binding. Gene Ontology annotation, cellular component: cytoplasm. NCBI's taxonomy places the organism in Eukaryota, Viridiplantae, Streptophyta, Magnoliopsida, Cornales, Cornaceae. Gene Ontology annotation, biological process: multicellular organism development; ubiquitin-dependent protein catabolic process. The coding region runs from base 219 to 1169 and encodes 316 amino acids. The transcript is spliced from 3 exons. The record is from RefSeq and is a predicted model, not a curated record.
CGCUCUCUUAAACAACAAAAUACAUAAAAGAAGAGAGGAAGCCCAUUACGAAAAGCACCUCUCUCUCUCUAUAUAUAUUUAUAUAUAUAUUUCUCUGUCGGGGUUUUCCUGUUCGUCGCUGAGGUACCUGAAAACUGAGUGGCAAUUCAUAAUAUACUGAAGGGAAUAAGUUCAUAAAUUUGAUAGUAUAUACAUAUAUGUGUUUAUAGGUUGUAUGAAUGGAUUUGAAUAACAUUGAAUGCAUAUCAUCCUCGGAUGGCAUGGAGGAGGAUGAGAUCCGACAUCAUUAUCCUCAGUUUUCGUCCUCGAAGAAUCACAACAACGUUGUCUCCAUGGCGGCGAUUCAUCCAACCACAAGUGUCCAUGAGCUUCUCGAAUGCCCAGUUUGUACCAAUUCAAUGUACCCUCCAAUACACCAGUGCCACAAUGGGCAUACACUCUGUUCCACCUGUAAAACAAGGGUACAGAACCGAUGUCCCACUUGUAGACAGGAGCUUGGUGAUAUAAGGUGUCUAGCAUUAGAAAAGGUAGCCGAAUCACUUGAAUUGCCUUGCAAGUAUUGCUCCCUUGGAUGCCCCGAGAUAUUUCCUUACUACAGCAAGCUCAAACAUGAGGCCAUAUGUAACUUUAGGCCAUAUAACUGUCCAUAUGCUGGAUCAGAGUGCUCGGUUAUUGGGGAUAUCCCUUACCUGGUUGCUCAUCUGAGGGAUGAACACAAGGUGGACAUGCACUCUGGAUGCACAUUCAACCAUCGUUAUGUCAAGUCUAAUCCACGUGAAGUAGAAAAUGCCACGUGGAUGCUCACUGUUUUCAAUUGUUACGGUCACUACUUCUGCCUCCAUUUUGAAGCUUUUCAGCUAGGAAUGGCUCCUGUUUAUAUGGCAUUUCUGCGAUUCAUGGGUGAUGAGACAGAGGCUCGAAACUACAGUUACAGUUUGGAGGUGGGGGGAAAUGGCCGAAAACUUAUUUUUGAGGGCACCCCACGAAGCAUAAGGGAUAGCCACAGGAAGGUUAGAGACAGCCAUGAUGGCCUUAUUAUACAGCGUAAUAUGGCACUAUUCUUCUCUGGAGGGGACAGGAAAGAACUGAAACUCCGAGUGACAGGACGAAUAUGGAAGGAACAGCAAAACCCAGAUGGCGGUGCAUGCAUACCCAACCUCUGCAGUUAAAGACUGGUUGGGGGUUGUAUUGCUUUCCAUUGCUCUCUGUCGUGUGUGAUGAACUUGCUCCUAAUGUUAUUAGUGGUUAGAAUACAUUUGAGAAUUCUUGAAAUACGAAUUGAAUAGCUGGAAGUUGUAGCUUUUCUUAUACAUUGUUAAUAAGGUUUUUUCCUUGGUAAUGAAGAUCUUUCUCUGUGAUGAUUCUGGUUAUAA